AUGCUGCUGAUCACUGAAGCCUUUCUUCUCAUUUUAGUUGUCCUAGGACAGGUUCACAGAGCUGCUGCUAAAGGAGAGAUAUUUCCAUUGGAUAUGGCAGAGGAUUCAGUUGAUGACCAAUAUGAUGGUUGUACUGAGAAAAUGACACAACUAGUGGAGACAAAAUAUCUAGAGAAUGAAAAAUCUGCCUCACCUGAGUUUAAAUCUAAGUGGGAAAAUGGUGAGGAAAACGCAAUGAAACCAGAGGAUAAUUUGGAAAAGAAACAUUCAGUCGCCAUUUAUGUGUACACUGGUAAAAAAAUAUAUCGUGAUUUCAAUGAAGCUGUUCGUAGUGAUAAAGGAAAAUACAAAACUAUGGCAUUUAAAUGGUAUUCACUUCACUUCCUGUUAACAGAAGCGAUACAGAUCCUGAAGAAAACACAACCUAAAUGCUAUUCAACUUAUCGUGGUGUAAAUAUUAUGCUGAAUAAGGAUGUUCUGAACAAAAAGGUUCGUUUAGGCUCAUUUACAUCCUCAUCUCAUGAUCGUUCAGUAGCACAGCGUUUCGGAAAUGUAUCUUGUUUUGAAAUACACACUUGUGAAGGUGCUGAGCUUAUAAAAUAUUCUCAGUUUCCUAAAGUGAAAGAGGUGCUGAUUCCUCCAUAUGAGACGUUUAUUGUCACUGAGGUUAAGACAAAGAGCAAUCAGACAGAUCUCUGGUGUGAGACUGUGUUCACCCUGAAUAACACUGGUAAGAUAAGUUACCUAAACUGUGGCUGUGGCAUUAAGGCCAUCAAGGCCCCAGUGGAGGAUAUACUGGAUGUGAGGGCUUUCUAUGUGGAAGUCAUUGGGAAGAUGCUGAAGGUCUUUCCCUUAGAUUCACAGCUGCUCUGUGACCUGAAGGUGUUAGACCCAGCCUCUCGCCUUGAAAUCUCUCCUGAAACAGGUUGA
Cyprinus carpio (common carp) is the source of this 930-nucleotide messenger RNA. Its product is annotated as ecto-ADP-ribosyltransferase 5-like. The record is from RefSeq and is a predicted model, not a curated record. NCBI's taxonomy places the organism in Eukaryota, Metazoa, Chordata, Actinopteri, Cypriniformes, Cyprinidae. Gene Ontology annotation, molecular function: NAD+-protein-arginine ADP-ribosyltransferase activity; NAD+ poly-ADP-ribosyltransferase activity. The transcript is spliced from 4 exons. The coding region runs from base 1 to 930 and encodes 309 amino acids.